AUGAGAAAAAUGUGUGUUUUAUUGGUUAUUAAUUUGUUGUUAUUAUCAGUGCCUCUGGCAUGUACCGGGUCUGAGGAGUACGCGAUCAUUGAUGUUGAUUUAGAUGAGGUUUUGGAAAGAGGUGUGCCUUUUCCAAGGUUUUGGACCAGCACUGGUUUAUGCCCUCCGGCACCGAGGCAGUCGACGGCAGAUUUCCUACUUUCGGAUGAUAGUCUUCUUAACUUGGAAAUUAUAGGAUCACUACCGAAUGAAGGAUUAACACAUGUACGGAUUCAUUGGCUACUGGAAAUGCUGAACUUUUCUCAUUACGAUGAUCGAAAAAACAUUUUCUACAACUUCACCCAACUGGAUGUCCUGUUGGAUAAUCUGCGAGAGUUUGGUCUCAGCCCGGGUUUAGAAAUCAUGGGAAAUCCAGCUGACGGCAGCAACGCAACUAGCGACAUCUACGCCAAGGAACGCAAACACCGCUUCGAAUACUUCUGGACCGAUUUGACCAUGCAGGUUGCUUCGAGAUAUAUAAAUCGUUAUGGAGUUAGAAAUGUUCAAAAAUGGAGAUUCGAAACCUGGAACGAACCAGAUUUGAAGGGCUACAAUGUACUGAACUUCACGGUAAAUGAAUACAUGCAAUACAUCAGAUCCGUACGCCUAGGACUGGAUGCAGCCAGUAGAUUGCUGAACAAUCCUCGCUUACAGCUACGAGGUCCUGCAGGAUUGUUUCGAACCGGAGAUCAUCAUCCGUUUUGUUGGAGUUCGUUAAAGUUUUGCAAUGAUUUUCCGAGAAAAUGUCCUUUCGAGAUUGUGACAUUCCAUCGAAAAGGUUCUGGAUUGAGAGCCGACGAAAUUGUUACUGGUGGUAUGGAAUUGGUACAUCAGUUGCGGGACAUGUUUCCCAACAUUUCGCAUCUCCAAUUUGCAAACGAUGAAGCCGAUCCGAUUGCAAGCUGGUCAACUCCAAGAAGUUUUCAAGCCAACGUGAAAUAUGGUGCCAUUCUCGUAUCGACCGUUUUUCAGCAUUGGAGUGCCCUGUUGCAAGGAAGAUUUCCAAACUUGGAAUCGAUUUCCCACGAUAAUGCCUUUCUUAGUUACCAUCCGUUCGAAUUUGACCAAAGAACUUUGCUAGCUCGAUUUCAGAUGAAUCUAACCAGCCCCAGACAUGUGCAGUUUAUUGUAAAACCUGUCUACUCGGCUUUGGGUAUGUUGGCCAAUUCAGGACUGAUGGCAACGGAAGUUAAAUACGAUAUCCGGACAAAUGUAAGCUACUUAGUUAGCUACGAAUCGGAUCCUUUCUAUGCGUGUAUUCUAGCUGCACAAUCUAAUGACUCAUCGGAUCCAACAGACAGAAGAUUCUCGCUAAAUAUAAAUGUGAAGCUGCCCGAAAACCUAAGCAGUCAAACAGUAGGAUACGUUGUAGAAGCCCUCCAGUUGGAACUUACCGAUCCGUACUACGUUUGGAGUUUCUACGGAAAACCAAGCUACCCUACGGAUCAGGAGUUCAGGGCAAUGCGAGGCGUUCAAUUUCCUAGCUUGUUAGUUGAACCUACCCUACUAGCUGGAUCCGAUCGUUUAAAGAUUGAUUUGAGCGUAAGGUCACCUUGGAUCUUAUCGAUUCGCAUUUGUAGCACCGUCUAUCCUAAACCUGGCCCCGUUACCAAUAUAAGGAUAAGAAAAGUUUUCGAGAAUCAAGUUUUGAUCUUUUGGAAGCAGACUGUCGAUUUCGGGAGAUGUACCCUAGGGUAUCAAAUAUGGUUUCGGCCUACGGGUGGAAGCUGGCAUUUUAUCAAUGCCAAUCAGCACACCCCGUUUUUGUUUUUCCAGUUUGUUUCAAGUGAUGAUUUAGGAGUGAAAGGGCACUACCGAGUUCGGCCGAUGGAUCUGCUGGGACGGUUUGGCACCUUUUCCGAAGUUCGUUACUUUGAGGGUUGAAUUUUUAAUCAUUCCGGGGGCUUUUCAUGUGGCGGCCAAGUGGGUGUGUGUUUGUGUGAGUCCGAAUGCAUUCAACGCUUCCGCCGCUCAUCCCCCCCCCUUUUAAAAUCCCUCUGGGAGGGGUCAGAUGAGAUGAUUCAAUGCGGAUAGGAUCCAAUAGUCCAUGAUGCUGGAUUAAUUAACUUGCUAUUGACUCAGUUAUCCACAUGGGGCCUUUUGUGAGGGUUUUCAGCCUUUCUGCGCGUUAAAAUGCGAAUUAAAAACAUUAAUUUUCGGACGGUAUCUUUAAUAAAAAUUCUUUG
Molecule: messenger RNA, 2225 nt
Organism: Uranotaenia lowii
Lineage: Eukaryota; Metazoa; Arthropoda; Insecta; Diptera; Culicidae
Product: alpha-L-iduronidase
Exons: 7
Coding region: 1-1923 (640 amino acids)
Biological process (GO): carbohydrate metabolic process
Molecular function (GO): protein binding; L-iduronidase activity
Source: RefSeq, a predicted model, not a curated record